Prunus armeniaca (apricot) is the source of this 1281-nucleotide messenger RNA. The record is from the annotation of a GenBank genome assembly. Lineage: Eukaryota; Viridiplantae; Streptophyta; Magnoliopsida; Rosales; Rosaceae.
AUGGCGACCCUUUCUGCCUUUGCACCGCCCUCGUGGCCUGACCCCAACUCCAACGCCACUUUCCUGUCCGAAGCCAUCGACGACACCUCGAGUGUCGCCGAUUCGUCGAUGACAGCCGACGACCACGCCCCCCAAUCACCCCCGGACCCUAACCCUAAUGUCCACAGCAACCCCUUCUCCGUACCCCAAGAGCUGCCAACCCCUCCUGCGUCACGCUCGCCUCCGUCGCUGUUUCACCUGUCCUUCAACCAGGACCACGCCUGCUUCGCCGCGGGUACGGACCACGGCUUCCGGAUCUACAACUGUGAUCCAUUCCGCGAGCUCUUUCGCCGGGACUUCGACAACGGCGGCGGAAUCGGCGUCGUUGAGAUGCUCUUCCGCUGCAACAUCUUGGCCAUAGUCGGCGGUGGGCCGGACCCUCAGUACCCCACCAACAAAGUCAUGAUCUGGGACGACCACCAGGGCCGGUGCAUCGGCGAGCUCUCCUUUCGCUCCGUUGUCCGGUCCGUACGGCUCCGCAGGGACCGAAUCGUCGUCGUUUUGGAGCAGAAGAUUUACGUGUACAACUUCGCCGACCUAAAGCUGCUGCACCAGAUUGAGACGAUCGCGAACCCCAAAGGGCUCUGCGCUGUGUCGCAAGUGGCCGGGUCACUGGUGCUGGUGUGCCCUGGCUUGCAGAAAGGGCAGGUCAGGGUUGAGCAUUACGGGUCUAAGAGGACCAAGUUCAUCAUGGCUCACGAUUCCAGGCUUGCGUGCUUUGCGCUCACACCCGACGGCCAGUUGCUCGCCACCUCCAGCAACAAAGGGACUCUUGUUCGGAUUUUUAAUACGCUUGAUGGAACUUUGCUUCAAGAGGUAAGGAGGGGUGCGGACAGAGCAGAAAUCUAUAGUUUGGCAUUCUCUUCAACUGCUCAGUGGCUAGCAGUCUCUAGUGACAAGGGAACUGUCCAUGUUUUCAACCUUAAGGUGAAUUCUGGGUCCUCUGGAAAUGAGAAUUCACGAACUGCAUCUGAUCCUAAUCUUGCUGUUUCAUCAUCAAACUCCUCUCUUUCUUUCAUCAGAGGGGUGUUGCCUAAGUAUUUUAGCUCAGAGUGGUCUGUGGCUCAGUUUCGCUUGCUUGAGGGCUCUCAAUACAUUGUUGCUUUUGGUCACCAGAAGAAUACAGUGGUAAUUCUUGGCAUGGAUGGAAGCUUCUAUCGAUGUGAGUUUGACCCAGUGAAUGGAGGAGAGAUGACCCAGCUGGAAUAUCACAACUUUCUAAAGCCAGAAGAAGCCUUUUGA